UAUGCAAUUUAUUCGCGACAAGCUACACGAGGUCGCCCUCGACGAGGAUAAUGGCGCUCCUGACAAGGCGGACGUUCUGAAGGGAUUGGACGUAUUGGACGUUGGAUGCGGUGGCGGUCUGUUGUCCGAGAGUCUGGCGCGGAUGGGUGCCAAUACGCUGGGUCUCGAUGCUUCCGGGUCGAAUAUUGCUAUCGCAUCACUUCACGCCGCAGCGGAUUCGAGACUGUCGCCUCCAGCGGAUGCGUCUUCUUCCCAACGGAGCAAUUUGACAUACAUGAACACUUCCGCCGAAAAAUUGCUCUCUCAACCGAAACGCUACGAUGUGGUAUGCUCAAUGGAAGUCCUCGAGCAUGUCGACAACCCGUCGGCUUUUCUGUCUUCCUGUGCUGAGCUAGUGAAGCCUGGCGGCCAUCUCUUCCUUUCCACUAUUUCUCGCACAGCGCUAGCCUACGGUCUCACCAUCCUCCUCGCGGAAGACGUCCUUCGCAAGGUGACCAGCGGUACACACACCUACUCCAAAUAUGUCAAGCCUUCAGAGCUCGUCCAAUUCUUCCAUGGAUACCAAUCACCGCGAUUGCAAGGCUCCUCGAAACCGUCAUCGCUGUCAAGGCCAUGGAUUUCAACGCCGGCGUCCAGCAGCUACCUGCCGAGGAGAGAAGCAGAACUGCGUGGGCUGAUAUAUAACCCUCUUCAGGCGAGAUGGCACCUUGCUCCCAAAGACGCAUGGGGUGCCCUGGAGUGUAAUUAUCUGUUUUGGGUACGGAAGCCCAAGGACUG
Molecule: messenger RNA, 777 nt
Organism: Cyclocybe aegerita
Lineage: Eukaryota; Fungi; Basidiomycota; Agaricomycetes; Agaricales; Hemipholiotaceae
Source: the annotation of a GenBank genome assembly